This is a messenger RNA of Rhizophagus irregularis DAOM 181602=DAOM 197198, 1660 nucleotides long. Lineage: Eukaryota; Fungi; Glomeromycota; Glomeromycetes; Glomerales; Glomeraceae. The record is from RefSeq and is a predicted model, not a curated record.
GUUCAUCAAACGCAUUUACCAUAUCGGGUUAUCUGUUAUACUUUACUCUCUAUGGAAAUACAAGAUGUGGUUUGGUAUUCCCGAUGAGUGUAAAAAUGUGGAGUAAAAAAUGAGCGAAUGAGUUGAAACUGACCUCUCUCACCAUAAAAUGUUAUCUGAAAUUAAAGAACCUGGACCAGGUUUCGAUUAUUUCCUAAAUACUCUGUGCAACAACUGGGACGUGGUUCAGUACCACGAGUUUUGGAAAAAAAGCAACUUUGGUUUAGAUAAAGCGAGCGUAACAAGAAGAUUUAACACACAGUUGCAGAAGAUAAAAGAAAAAGGCACAGAAGAAGAGAAGAAUAAUGCAAUACGUCUCGAAAAACAAUUUCAGGUCGAUUCCAAAAAGAUGGGACGCAUCGAUAAUUUUUGGUUGAAGUCCUUACCUAGAGUGAAACAACAUAAUGCGGCGGAGAAUAAUGAGAUAAACGCUGAAAAUGUAUUUUUAUCUUGUGAUUUAUCUCGUGGUAGUUUACAAAUCGGUGGAGCUGGGAAUAUUAUUCAAGGACAUAAACGUUCCUAUGAGAAUGGUAAACAACCCAUUGACGAAAUGAUAGCAAUCAGAAGGGGAAAAAAACAAAAGCCCGCCAAAACUACUAUCGAAGAUGGCGAAAGUCAAACUCCAGUACGACAAAGAAAUGUAGAAGAUGAAACACAUAGUUCUCCUGAGGAAAGGGGAGAUGACGGUUCUCUCUUUUCGCCAAAUGGCCACAACGAUUCUGAUGUAGGGAUGACACAUGGGAACGACAAUAAUCCCUUUAUAGCACAAACAGGGGAAGGUUCAACGAAAUAUAAGGUCAUUUUAUCGUGGAGUCAUGCGAUUGAUAAUGUUGUCAUAAAUAAUGUCUCCAAGAAUGAUUGGAUAACACAGGAUGGGUACAACAUCUCUACUGAUUUUCGUAAAUUACAAGUGGAAUCAAUCGAAAAGUUGAAAACCAAUCCAAUUUUAUCAUAUGCGAAAGAAAUCGAUAUGAUAUUGUGCCUGUCGUCGAUUAUAUAUUGCAAUGAACUUAAACCAGAAUAUGUCAAGUGUUCCGAAAAGAUAUGGAAAGAGGCUCGUCUGAGAUUAUUGGUCCCGAAAGAGUUGCCAACCGUCGCUGACCUAGUAAUAAUUGAAUACAACAGGCUUUUGAGCGACAAAGAACAACUUGAUACAAAGUGGCGUAAUAAUUGGGUAAAAGGGAAUACAUUAUUAACAAGCGAAGACAAAGACAUUUUUGAUUGUGUGCAGAUAGUUGCAAGGAAUUUGUACGUUCUUAGUUUAAUAAACCUAUUUCACCAAUUUAUCAUUGAUACUCAUUUUUUCCCUGCAGCAUUACCUAUUUAUCCUCGGGCAAAUGGUGAAUCCAAAAGUUCUAAAGAGAGACGUUUAUUAGAUGGUCACAACCAUGGUAGGAAGCCGGACUUUCGGAUUCUCGUAAAUAUUGAAGAAGCAGACAGGGAACUCAUAUUUGGCGAGAUAAAGCCACCUCAUUGCACUAUCGCUGUAAAUCAACGCAUUAUAAAGUUAGCAGAAUUUAUGAAAGGGUCUUUAGACUAUCUUAUUAACGUUUACGGUUACGUGGCUGGUCUGGAAACAUAUGGCAUAUUAAUUUGUGGAACGGGUAAAAUCCACGAUUAA